Molecule: messenger RNA, 3065 nt
Organism: Dunckerocampus dactyliophorus (ringed pipefish)
Lineage: Eukaryota; Metazoa; Chordata; Actinopteri; Syngnathiformes; Syngnathidae
Gene: slc4a1b
Product: solute carrier family 4 member 1b (Diego blood group)
Exons: 17
Coding region: 223-2811 (862 amino acids)
Biological process (GO): regulation of intracellular pH; transmembrane transport; bicarbonate transport
Cellular component (GO): basolateral plasma membrane; plasma membrane
Molecular function (GO): solute:inorganic anion antiporter activity; monoatomic anion transmembrane transporter activity; bicarbonate transmembrane transporter activity
Source: RefSeq, a predicted model, not a curated record
GUAUGGACUCUAUGGGCACACACAUACAGACAAGUCAGCGUAUUUUGUACCACCCAUCAUCAUCAUCAGGCAGCAUGCAUCCAUACAUACAUGCAAGCCAUUUAUAAAGUCACGUUUUUUUGACUUUCGAGGGUCAGUCGCUUCACACUGCUGCUUCACUCCAAGAGCCACCUGGAACAUCACACACUCGCCAACCCCAGCACAGAUUAUCAGCUGAGCAAGAUGAUGAAGGACCACAAGGAGCAGACCUACUGGCAGGAGACAGGUCGAUGGGAAGGCCACGAGGAGAGCUUUGACCCCCAGUCCGGGGUGUGGACGACUUCGCAUGUCUCCUACCUCACCUUCAAGAGCCUGGUCCAGCUGCGACGCUCCAUGAACACAGGUGUGAUGCUUUUCAACAGUGAGGAGAAGACCUGGGCCAGCAUGGGUGAGAAGAUGGUCGCUGAGAUGCUCAAACUGAAGCAGAUCAGACCAGGAGACCAGGAGGGGGUGAUGAAAUCCCUCCUCCAGAACCGCAGUCAACAAGUUGAUCCUGAGAGUCAAGCCUUGACCGAUGGAGUGGAUCUACGCAGAUUUUCAGUCAAGGAAAGGAGGGAUGAAUGUGACCGUGUGGAGGCCUCCAUGGUGUUAGUAGGAGCUUUGGACUUCCUGGAAAAGCCUGUGGUUGUGUUUGUGCGUCUGAAAGAAGCGACGCCGCUCGACUCCACCUUGGAGGCUCCGGAACCUCUGCGCUUUGUCUUUGUGCUGAUUGGGCCGAGCAAUGCUGACAUGGAUUACCACGAGACUGGACGAGCCAUGGCGGCGCUAAUGGCUGAUAAAGUGUUCAACCAGGCGGCAUUGCGAGCUAAAAAUCUGCGAAGCCUAAUCGACGCUAUGGGCGACUUCAUGGACUGCAGCAUUGUCAUCCCACCCACUGAGAUCCAAAGUGAAGCCAUGCUCAGCUCCAUCAUAAACUUCCAGAAGAAGUUACUCCAGGAGAGAUUCCACUCAUCUGAAUCCAUGCUGGACAGCAAGCCUCGCCAGGGUAUGGCUGCAUUAACUACCAUCUACGGACAAAAGCAUCCACCUAAUAAAGAUUUCUUUCCUGCAGUUUCCUUCUGUACCGGAACUCCGCCUGAAGAUCCUCUGGCCCGCACGGGUCGACCCUUUGGUGGGAUGAUUCGAGACGUUAAAAGACGCUACCAGUACUACAAGAGUGACAUUAAAGAUGCUCUCAACGCUCAGGUUCUUGCUGCCAUCAUCUUCAUCUAUUUUGCAGCGCUCUCUCCUGCCAUCACCUUCGGUGGUCUCCUAGCUGACAAGGUAGAGAACAUGAUGGGCGUUCCGGAGCUUCUCAUCUCAACAAGCAUCCAGGGCAUCAUUUUCUGCUUUGUUGCUGCCCAGCCUGUGCUUGUCAUUGGCUUUUCUGGUCCUCUGUUAGUAUUUGAAGAGGCCUUCUAUGCUUUCUGCAAGUCCCAGGACAUUGAGUACAUUGUCGGGCGAGUGUGGGUGGGUGUGUGGCUGGUCAUCAUCGUGGUGAUCAUUGUAGCCUGCGAGGGAAGCUUCCUGGUGCGCUUCAUCUCCCGCUUCACCCAGGAGAUAUUCUCCAUCCUCAUCUCCAUCAUCUUCAUCUACGAAACCUUUGCCAAGCUCGCAAGGAUCUUCAAGGCCCACCCGCUGAUACUGAAUUACGAACAUCUGAAUGAGUCAAUAGAAAACCCCUGGCGCCCAAGGGUGGAACAAACGAUCAUGUACGACAACGACACUGGCAACGCCACCAUUAUCGUCAACACUAUUAAGCCACCUUACCCCAACACGGCUCUGCUGUCCAUGUGCCUCAUGUUUGGCUGUUUCUUUAUCGCCUACUUCCUGCGCCAGUUCAAGAACGGCACCUUUCUGCCUGGAAAAGUCAGACGUUUAAUAGGUGACUUUGGUGUGCCCAUUGCCAUUUUCCUCAUGAUUGUCGUAGACUACAGCAUUGACGACACCUACACUCAGAAACUAGUGGUCCCUAAAGGUCUGAUGGUGUCCAAUCCGGCCAAAAGAGGUUGGCUCAUCAAUCCAUUUGGAGAGCGCACCCCCUUCCCUGUAUGGAUGAUGUUUGCAUGCUGUGUCCCGGCCUUGCUCGUGUUCAUCCUCAUCUUCCUGGAGUCACAAAUCACAACCUUGAUCGUGAGCAAACCUGAGAGGAAGAUGGUCAAAGGCUCCGGGUUCCACUUUGACCUCCUCAUCCUGGUGGGCAUGGGUGGCAUCAGCGCAAUAUUUGGCGUGCCGUGGCUCAGCGCCGCCACUGUGCGCUCCGUCACGCACGCCAAUGCCCUCACAGUCAUGAGCAAAGGGCCCAAACCUGUGAUCGAGAGAGUGCUGGAGCAGAGGAUCAGUGGCAUUGUGGUAGCUCUGCUGGUUGGUCUGUCCAUUCUGAUGGAGCCCAUCCUCAAGAUGAUCCCCAUGUCGGCCUUGUUUGGGAUCUUUCUUUACAUGGGAGUUACAUCACUAAACGGCAUCCAGCUGUGGGACCGGAUGCUGCUUCUCUUAAUUCCUAAGAAAUACCAUCCAGAUGAGCCGUAUGCUACCAGAGUGAGCACCGGCAGAAUGCACUUGUUCACGGGCAUCCAGAUUGUGUGCCUUGCUGUUUUGUGGAUUGUCAAGUCCAGUCCAGCGUCCCUUGCACUUCCAUUCAUUCUCAUUCUUACCAUUCCCUUACGCAUGAUCAUGACCGGGCGUCUCUUCACUGAGCUGGAGAUGAAAUGCUUGGAUGCUGACGAUGCUAAAGUGACGUUUGAGGAGGAGCCGGGACAAGACGUAUACUGGGAAACACAGAUGCCAUUGUAGACUGCCACAAUAAUAAAAACAAACGUUACUAUGUUUAAAUAUGACAGAAUUAAAGAGUGCAAUUAGUUUUUCCAUUGAAAAGUGGGUCCAGAUUAUUUUUUAACAUUAAAUGUAAUUUCUAUAUGGCCAAUAUUUUAAUGUUGUCUCAAAAGGUCCACUAUUAGUAAUAUUAGUAAUUUACGCAAUUGUGAAAACAACAUAAUAUACAAAAGACAUGUGAUGUCUUGUUUUUUUAAACAUUGACAAUACAUUAA